AUGGACCUGUUGCAGAAACCACAGCUUAUCACUCACGCUCACAAGUCGCUGAAUUUCACGCUUUACGACACGCGGUGGAUACCUCACAGUGCCAGGUUUGUUGUGCUUGGUUCUCAUCCUCGUGGAACGGGAGCUCUACAGAUCUACGAACUAACACGAGGAGAUGCGAACAUUUUGAAAGAAGCUGAAAAACGGUCGCCAUUCAAAUGCGGCACAUUUGGCGCGGGAACUAUUCAAGAACGUCAUCUAGCAACGGGAGAUUUUGCUGGUCACAUGAUGGUGUGGGACUUGGAGAAAGUGGAUAUGCCAGUGUAUUCUGUGAAGAGUCAUUCAGAGAUUGUGAAUUCAAUUGACGGAUGUGGAGGGUUGGGGAUUGGAGGAGGAGCACCGGAAAUAGUGACAGGAAGCAGAGAUGGAUCAGUGAAAGUAUGGGAUGUCAGACAGAAAGACGAUCCAGUUGCUUGCAUGGAACCAGCAGAAGGCGAACAGCGAAGAGACUGUUGGACAGUAGCAUUUGGAAAUUCAUAUAACAAUUCUGAGCGUUGUGUUGCUGCUGGCUAUGAUAACGGAGACAUCAAGAUGUUUGAUCUUCGCACAAUGUCCCUACGAUGGGAGGAGAAUGUCAAGAAUGGAGUAUGUUCUCUUGAGUUUGAUCGUAAAGACAUUCGUAUGAACAAACUAGUUGCCACGUCAUUGGGCGCCAAGUUUUAUGUAUUUGACACUCGAACUCAACAUCCGAAGAAAGGCUUCCCAUGUCUUACAGAAAAGGCUCAUAAAUCAACUAUUUGGUGUGUCAGACAUCUUCCUCAAAAUAGAGACAUUUUCAUGACAACAGGAGGAAAUGGGACACUCAAUCUAUGGAAAUAUUCGUAUCCUGAAAAGAGAGUGAAAACGGACGGCGAUGGAGUGUCAGAGGGUGUCGUUGGUUCUCUUGACAUGCUGCAGAACGCGACGAUCACUACACAACCAAUCAGCAGCUUUGAUUGGAAUGCAGACAAAGAGGGAUUGUGUGUGUUCACAUCGUUUGAUCAAUGCUUCAGAGUUCUGAUCGCUACGAAACUCAACAUUGUAUAGACCGACUGUUGGCUUGGCUAGUGAUAGCCAGAGAGUCGUUUUGUAAUAAUAGUACAGUCAAUAGUUUGGUGAGACGUCACAUUGCAUGCUACACAAUAUCAAAUGUAGAUUUUGCAUUAGCUUGUAUGUCUAUAUCUAAUG
This is a messenger RNA of Corticium candelabrum, 1215 nucleotides long. Its product is annotated as dynein axonemal assembly factor 10-like. The record is from RefSeq and is a predicted model, not a curated record. Gene Ontology annotation, molecular function: ubiquitin binding. Lineage: Eukaryota; Metazoa; Porifera; Homoscleromorpha; Homosclerophorida; Plakinidae. The transcript is spliced from 9 exons. Bases 1 to 1074 code for a protein of 357 amino acids.